CCCUCUCUUUUUUGUCAACACCUUCGAUUCGCAAGUACAAAACCCCUCCUCCUUGGCUCCUUCUUCUCCCCUAAUUUAAUUAAUUAAUUAAUUAAACCCUUAAUUAUUCACACCACAAAAAUACUCUCAUUCAUAAAUUAUAUCACUCUCUCACUCUGCCUCAGAAGUUCCGCCCUCAGAUUUCAUUCAUUCAACUGUCUUUUUCAUUUUCUUUUUCCUUCUCCUCUGCUCUAUAAUAAAAAAUGGCGACCAUGAAUCUGUCGGCGAAAAUGUCGAUGUUGAAAUCCGAUGGUAUUAAGUCCGCCGUCUCCGAUCGCCGGUUAUCGUCUGCGAGAAAUGUCGGCGAGGUUUUCUUCAAUGGAGGUUGUACUAAACAGAAUGUUAGGAUUACCACUAGUAAACGAUGCGUUUCAAAGGAGAUUUUCAGUGUUCGAUCUGUUAAAACCACUGAAACUUCUACUAGUUUGGAUUCUCCUAACGGCUCUAUCUCCCCUGGUCCUUUUGAGCUGCAGUCAAGUGAUUAUCUUGCCAAACAAUCGAAAUCGGUUUCGAAUGCUUGGAGAAAAACUAAAAUAGUUUGUACAAUUGGUCCUUCUACAAGCUCUCGUGAAAUGAUAUGGAAACUAGCUGAAGAAGGAAUGAACGUGGCGCGUUUGAAUAUGUCGCACGGUGACCAUGCAUCACACCAGAAAACUAUUGAUUUAGUUAGGGAAUACAAUGCUCAGUUUGAUGACAAGGUUAUCUCCAUAAUGUUGGAUACUAAGGGUCCUGAGGUUAGAAGUGGAGAUGUGCCUCAACCAAUCUUACUAAAAGAGGGACAAGAAUUCAGUUUUACUAUCAAAAGAGGAGUAAGCACACAGGAUACUGUCAGUGUCAAUUAUGAUGAUUUUGUAAAUGAUGUGGAGGCUGGAGAUACGCUCCUUGUUGAUGGUGGAAUGAUAUCACUCGUUGUGACAUCCAAGACAAAAGACACUGUAAAAUGCGAGGUAAUUGAUGGUGGAGAGCUUAAAUCUAGGCGACAUUUGAAUGUGCGUGGUAAAAGUGCAAAUCUUCCAUCGAUAACAGACAAAGACUGGGAGGACAUCAAGUUUGGGGUUGACAACCAAGUUGAUUUCUAUGCUGUUUCAUUUGUGAAAGAUGCUAAAGUUGUUAUUGAGUUGAAAAAUUACCUUAAAAGUUGCAAUGCUGAUAUUGAUGUUAUAGUGAAGAUUGAAAGUGCAGAUUCUAUACCAAAUCUCCAUUCUAUAAUUACAGCAUCAGAUGGGGCAAUGGUUGCUCGUGGGGAUCUUGGAGCUGAGCUUCCUAUUGAGGAUGUGCCUAUAUUGCAGGAGGAAAUCAUUAAGAGGUGUCACAGCAUGCAGAAACCAGUUAUUGUCGCUACUAAUAUGCUUGAGAGCAUGAUUGAUCAUCCGACACCUACACGGGCAGAGGUUUCUGAUAUUGCAAUUGCUGUUAGAGAAGGUUCUGAUGCAGUUAUGCUGUCUGGAGAAACUGCUCAUGGAAAGUACCCAUUGAAGGCUGUUAAAGUGAUGCAUUCUGUGGCACUUAGGAUGGAGUCAAGUUUGAAGCCAACAUAUGAUUGUCCUCCUGUUCCAUCUAGUGUAUAUAAGAGCCAUAUGGGUGUGAUGUUUGCUUACCAUGCAACUACUAUGGCCAAUACUCUUGAGACUCCAGUCAUUGUAUUUACAAAAACAGGAUCCAUGGCUGUUCACUUAAGCCACUUUCGGCCAUCUUCAACAAUCUUCGCCUUCACUAAUGAGCAAAGGGUAAAGCAAAGGCUGUCUAUAUAUCAUGGGGUGAUGCCCAUAUAUAUGGAUUUUUCAGAUGAUGCAGAGGAAACUUUCUCUCGGGCUCUAAAGAUGUUGACGAGCAAGGCGCUAUUGAAGGAAGGGCAGCAUGUUACUCUGGUCCAAAGUGGAACACAACCAAUCUGGCGUCAAGAAUCCAGUCAUCACAUACAAGUCCGUAAAGUUCAAGGCUAGUUUGUUUCAAUACACGUUUUUGUUACCUGCUGCUGGAAAUUUAAAGGCAAUGGAUUCUAGAUAGUGUAAGGUCUUAUUUAUUUAAUAAUUAGUAAUGCUGUUAGUUGUUUGUUUUAGCUACCACAGUCCAUUUAUGCUGCAUUUUUUUUCACACUUAGGUUUCAAAGGAACUUGUACAUUGCAAUUAUUUUUUAGCUUUGGUUGAUUGCUUUUGGUUUUUGAAUGUCAAAGUGUUGUUUUUGUUAUACAGGCUUUGUUUGCAUUAUUGGUAUUAUUCCUUUGUA
Messenger RNA from Spinacia oleracea (spinach), 2266 nucleotides. Its product is annotated as pyruvate kinase isozyme G, chloroplastic. Gene Ontology annotation, biological process: glycolytic process. Lineage: Eukaryota; Viridiplantae; Streptophyta; Magnoliopsida; Caryophyllales; Amaranthaceae. Bases 243 to 1982 code for a protein of 579 amino acids. The record is from RefSeq and is a predicted model, not a curated record. Gene Ontology annotation, molecular function: pyruvate kinase activity; potassium ion binding; magnesium ion binding. The transcript has 12 exons.